UUCCAGCUAGGGUCCCUCCCCAGGUGGAGGGCCCUGCUGGGCCGGGAAAACUACAAUUCCCGGCAUGCCUCACCUCGGGUGCGCCUGCAUAUGGAAGCAACCCUGCUGGCGAGCGGGUUGGUUUAAAGUGCUGUUUUAGUCCCAUGGAAACAAACCUGCUGGCCGCGAGACGGAGCUACAGGCUGGUGGAUGGAUUAGGGGUGAGGCUGCAGGGCCUGAUGCAUAUGGAAUCUACAGUGUGCAGACCAGUCCUGUCUCCAACUCAUAUCAACGCCACAGCGUCUGAAACAUUCACAAUACUUCAGCAGAAGAUGAGAAUUGUUGAGGAACAGACCAGUUCUCUGAGAGAUGACCUAAUAAUGCUGGGCUAUGGUGACAAACGAGGUCAAUUGGAAACUUCAGAUUAUUUAGAAGACCCUGCCAGCCAGAAACUCAUUAGUCCUAUCCCAAGUGAAGUAAUUUGUCCAGAAAAAACUGGUAUUUUAUGGAAGAACUGUGAGUUUCUGGUAAACCGAAUGUGCCAUUUGGAAAACCUCAUCCAGUCCUUGAAGUUGAGCAUCUGUCGUCUACAAACUGAACAGAAAUUGAAUCCACAGAAAACAGCUUUUCUGAAGGAUCAGCUGAAUACAAUACAGGAGGAACAUUCCACGGACCUGAAACUGUUGCACCUUGAAGUGAUGAAUUUGCGCCAGCAACUGAAGGAUGUCAAGGAGGAAGAAGACAAGGCACAAGAUGAAGUGCAGAGAUUGACUGCCACUCUGGAAAUUGCCUCUGAGACAAAGAAGAACGCAGCUGUUAUUGAGGAGGAGCUAAAGACCACAAAGCGUAAAAUGAACCUUAAAAUUCAAGAGCUAAGGAGACAACUGGCUCAGGAGAAGCACUUCAGGGAGUCUCUUGAGAAAUCUUCAUUGUCCAUGCUACUCAAAAUACAAGAAAUGGGCUCAACAGUGGAGGCAGAACGGAAGCAGGUGCACUCUUUGCAGCAGAACUGCACUGCCCUGCGCGGCUCUAUUCAAACCACCCAAGAACUGUUGGCACAGGAGCAGCAAAAGAAUGGAGAGUUGGAGAUGAUUACCUCACAGCUCAAGUCUGAUCUAAUUUCCAGAGAUAACCUCAUUUGCAAGUUGGCUGAAGAAAAUAAGAGUACACAAAUGUCUUUCAACAAGGAACAUGAAGAAAAUACGUAUUUGAAAUCUGAAAUGAUAUCCCUUCAAGAUGCAUCAGAAAAGGCAAAGGUUCUGAAUGACGAGCUCUCCAGGAAGUGUUCAGAGCUAACCAACAUGCUGAAGAUUGUUAAAAUGGAGAAUGCCAGGGUUAUUGCUGAACACCAUGCUAUUCUGCAGGUGGAGCAGAAAAUGAUAACAGAGACAUUUCAGGAGCAAAAUAUACUGUUAGACGCAGCCCAUGCCAGCAUCACCGGUGAACUGCAGACCAUUCAGAAUGAUAAAGCCCAACUCCAGACACACCUAGACCAUUUAAUCCUUGAGCACAGUCAGUGUCUCCAGAAAGCACAGGAUGCUGAAAAGAGGGCACUGGUGCAAAAAGAACUUCUGGAGUCAACUAUUGCACGACUACGAGAUGAACUGGAAGCAUCAGUGCAGGAGAAGACAUCUCUGCUAGAGGAGAGCGAGAGGUUUCGGCAGGAGGUUAGCAAAACAGAAAAAGAAGUAGCCAAAGAAAAAUGCAAUUUGGAAAAGGAAUUAGCUAAAAGCAAGGUAGACAUAAAUGUAUUGAAUCAAAACCUGCAGAGGCUCGUGGAAGAAAAUAAACACCUGACAGAUAAAGUGGCUUCCUUUGAACAUCACAGAGCCACUUCUGACUACCAUGGGGGUGGGUAUAAAAAGUUUGCUGAGCAGAAAGUGGAGAAAGCCUUGGAAAAAAUUACUGAGAGUAAAAAUAAACUGGCCUAUGAAAAGGGGAAACUUCAGAUAAAAGUUAAACAGCUAGAAGAACAGCUACAUUCAUUUACUGAAACCAAGUUGCAGAAUGACCAUCUGCAGAAACUGAACAAGACUUUAGAGGUCAAACAUGCUCAGGCAAACUCAGAACUGAGUGUCAACAAGGCAUAUCUGCAACAGACAGAAGCUCACCUGAAAGAGAUGAAAUCCCUUCUUGGGAAAAAUGAGGAAGAGCUGGUCCAAGCUGUGAAGUGUCGAGAUGCUGCCCUGAAAGAGAGCCAGAAACUGAGAGGGGACCUGGAAGCUUUGGAGGACAGGGAGAGCAAGAAGGUGGGAAACUUUCAGCGGCAAUUAGCAGAGGCUAAAGAAGACAAUUGCAAAGUCACAAUCAUGCUGGAAAAUGUGCUGGCUUCUCAUAGUAAGAUGCAGGGAGCUCUGGAGAAAGUCCAGAUAGAGCUCGGCCGGAGAGAUUCGGAGAUUGCAGGCCUCAAAAAGGAAAGGUCUCUAAAUCAACAAAGAGUACAGAAGCUGGAAGCAGAAGUGGACCAGUGGCAGGCCAGGAUGCUGAUUGUGGAGGCCCAGCACAGCAGUGAGAUUGAGCCACUCCAGAAGUCUCUAGAUGUAACUAGAGAGGACAACAGGAAACUGGCCUUGAGCCUAGAGCAAGCUCUCCAGACAAAUGGCCAUCUGCAGUCUAAGCUAGAUCACAUCCAAGAAAAACUGGAAAACAAAGAACUUGAGCGGCAGAACUUAGAAGCCUUCAAAGAGCGGAUGACUGAAGAGUCCAAAGUAGAAGCAGAAUUGCAUGCAGAGCGCAUUGAAGCUCUGAGAAAGCAGUUUCAGACUGAGAGAGAGAGCGAGAAAGCCGCACAGAGGGAAGUUUCUGAGCUGAAGAAGGCUCUUGAUGAAGCCAACUUCAGAUCUGUGGAAGUGUCCCGGACAAACCGAGAGCUACGGCAGAAACUUACAGAGCUGGAAAAAGUAGUGAACAGUAACAAGGAGAAACUAAAGAAUCAAAAGACCCAAAUAAAGCUGCACUUGUCGGCCAAGGCAAAUAAUGCGCAGAAUUUGGAGAGGAUGAAGCAAAUAGAAAUGGAAUUGAGGCAAAUGGAGAUAAUUAAGGAUCAGUAUCAGAAAAAGAACUACGAACAGUCAUUGAGUAUCCAGAGAUUUGUAUCUGAAAUGAAUACCCUGCAGAAAGAGAUGGAGCUGUUAGCCAAGAGCCAGUAUGAAACCUCCACACGGAAUAAACAGCAGGAGCUGAGACUAGCAGCCGAGCGGAAAAUGAGGCAGGAUCUAGAAAAUCGUUGUGAGGAAUUGGAAGAAACUGUCAGACACCUGAAGAAAUGUAAAGAAGCAACAGAGAAUAAACUAAAAGAAGCCAGUGUGGAGUCAGAACAGAUAACAGCUAAUCUGGAAGAAGCUCACCGCUGGUUUAAAUGCAGGUUUGAUGGCCUACAACUUGAGCUGACAAAAAACCGGCUGCAGAGGCUUCCCCGCGAAGACAGGUGGCCAGAAGAGGAUCAAGAUAGGAGGCAUGAUGUUGCAUCCAGCCAGUCUGUUCUACACCGAUGGGAGACUAAGCAAAACCUCGGGCUUAUGCCUAAGAAGUACCAUUCUGACACAGAGAGGAAGAAAUGUCCUUGACAAAGGAAUCCUUGUGAGAAGUUAUGCCUCCAUGAUUCUGCUGGCUAGAAAGCAGGGCUGGCCUGUUUCUACAUUGUAAGGACAUGCUGUGUGCUGAAGAUUUUGGAUUUUGUCCUUUAUGAACUCAUUUAAAUUACUGUAGAACAACCCCAUCUUUUUUGUCCUUUUCCCUAUUUUCCACACAAUAAAUUUAAAUUAGUUUGUUUUAUGAU
Molecule: messenger RNA, 3757 nt
Organism: Phodopus roborovskii (desert hamster)
Lineage: Eukaryota; Metazoa; Chordata; Mammalia; Rodentia; Cricetidae
Product: coiled-coil domain-containing protein 150-like
Source: RefSeq, a predicted model, not a curated record